This is a messenger RNA of Micropterus dolomieu (smallmouth bass), 1121 nucleotides long. RefSeq names its product olfactomedin-4-like. Gene Ontology annotation, biological process: signal transduction. The record is from RefSeq and is a predicted model, not a curated record. The transcript has 5 exons. Lineage: Eukaryota; Metazoa; Chordata; Actinopteri; Centrarchiformes; Centrarchidae. The coding region runs from base 79 to 1044 and encodes 321 amino acids.
GAGUCAGCAGCACCCCAGUCUGCCCAUAACUGUAGCCUCCCUGUCCCAGUGAAGAAGCUCGAGGACCUUAGUGCAGAGAUGCAGGAGCUACAGACAUAUGACACCAUGCAGGUGGUGAAGAGACUAGAAGACAACCACCGUCUUAAGAGAGACCUGGACCAGUGCAAGAAUGGAUUUCACUCCACCAUCCAACCCACUCAACCUCCACACAGUAAAUGUCCCCACGGUGAAUUUCAGAACAUUACUGGCCCGAUGGUGUACACAGCAGGAGAGUACCCUGGCUCCUACAAGUAUGGAGCCUGGGGUCGGGAUCCCAAACCAGAGGCGGGGAAGGAGAGCUGGUAUUGGCUGGUAAUGUUGACCUCCAGCAACAGAUACGCCAACUACAUCCGUCUCUACUCUAGCUUGAGCUCUCUCAUUGUUGGGUUAAGCAUUCCAGGUAAUGUCCAGAUCCACUCCUCUAACCCAACCACCAACACUAUCCAGGGUCCGAAUGUUGUGCUGUAUGGAGAGGCCUUGUACUACAACUGUUACAACCAAGAUGCUGUUUGUCGAUUCAACCUCACCACCAAAACUAUCACCACCUUACAACUACCCAAAGGCACCAGGUUUAACUCAAAGGGUAACUUCUGCCACCUUGAGGAAUGCUACCCGUUCACCGACCUGGACCUGGCAACAGAUGAAUCAGGUGUUUGGGUGAUCUAUACCACCAGCCAGGACUUUGGCAACCUGGUGCUGUCCAAGGUGGAGGAGGAUGAACCAAUGACUCUUGGCCAGACCUGGCACUCCUCGGUCUACAAGCAGGGGGUGACCAACACCUUCAUGGCCUGUGGCGUGCUCUACGCAACACGGUAUGUCAACAAAACCAUGGAGGAGAUCUUCUAUGCAUUUGACACCACGACGGGGGUAGAAAGGUUCAACGUUGGAGUUUUCAUCAACAAGAUGUCUCCCAACAUUUAUUCCCUGAACUACAGCCCUGUGGACCAGAUGCUACAUGCCUACUGUGACUCCUACAUGGUCUCCUAUAAGGUCUUGUUUUGGUAGGGAAAUGUCUCUACCAAUAUUCAGCGACUACUGAGUUGUCCUUAGCAAUAACUGUGAUUAAAAACAUGUAAAUAUAA